CGAUUGUUAAAAAUUUCAUGUGGAACUUUUAUGUUAGAUAUGAUUUUAUUAGGGUUUUUUUGGUGAAGUAAGUUUGUUUGGAAAUAAGUUUCUUUUAUGAAUUCUAGCAGUACCCUUUUGCUCCGAAUUCGAUUUCUUUUUAGGGAUUCAACUCGUUUUUAUUUUUGUUUUUAUUUGUUUUAAGAACAAAAAAGAAAGGCAUGUAAUGUUUUAGUGGUUUGUUUGUUUGUUUGGAAUAAGUUUCUUUUUAUGAAUUUUAGGAAUACCCUUUUGCUCCAAUUAGUAUAUUUUCUCUUUGGGGUUUCCAAAGAAUUUUUUAAAGGAAAAGAUGAGAAGAUAAACAUAGUAAUUGUUGUAAAACUUUGCUGUUGAAUGCAAAUAUAGCAUGUCCUACCUGCAAUUGGAGGAUUUCUACUACCUGGCUGAAGAUUUUGUUGAUGACAUGGAUGAAGAUAACUAUGGUAAUGCGGGUGGAGACAUGGAUGCUGAUGAAUAUGAUAUGCUGACCAAGGUGACUGAUACGUCUUCUGGGCAAGCACGGAAGGGGAAAGACAUUCAGGGGAUUCCUUGGGAAAGAUUGAACAUAACUAGGGAAAAAUAUAGAUUGACAAGGCUUGAACAGUAUAAGAAUUAUGAGAAUAUCCCUUCCUCCGGUGAAGCUGUUAACAAGGAAUGCAAACAGAUGGAAAAGGGUGGGAACUACUAUGAAUUCUUCCACAACACUAGAUUGGUUAAGCCAACAAUCCUUCAUUUUCAGCUCAGAAACUUGGUUUGGGCUACUUCAAAGCAUGACGUUUACCUUAUGUCCAAUUAUUCAGUUAUGCAUUGGUCAUCAUUAUCAUGCAAUCUGUCUGAGGUUGUUAAUUUUGCUGGGCAUGUGGCACCUAUCGAGAAACAUCCGGGAAGUUUAUUAGAAGGUUUUACACAAACUCAAAUAAGCACACUAGCAGUCAAGGACAAUUUUAUGGUUGCUGGAGGCUUCCAGGGAGAGCUUACUUUUAAGCACUUGGAUAGAAAAGGAGUAACCUUUUGUACCCGGACAACCUAUGAUGAUAAUGCAAUUACAAAUGCUAUCGAGAUAUAUGACAGCUUGAGGGGUGGAAUUAAUUUUUUGGCCUCCAAUAAUGACUGUAGCAUAAGAGAAUAUGAUACAGAGAGAUAUCAACUUUUGAAUGAUUUCCAUUUCCCUUGGCCUGUUAAUCAUACGUCUGUCAGCCCCGAUCGAAGGCUUAUCACUGUUGUUGGAGAUCACUUGGAUGGGCUGCUUGUGGAUUCGCAAAAUGGAAAGACUGUAGCCACGGUGGUAGGUCAUCUAGAUUACUCCUUUGCAUCUGCAUGGCACCCAGAUGGACGCAUAUUUGCCACAGGAAAUCAGGAUAAAACCUGCCGAGUGUGGGACAUAAGAAACCUCUCCACUCCGGUUGUGACUCUCAAAGGAAACCUGGGUGCUGUUCGAUCAAUCCGAUUUUCAUUGGACGGCCAAUUCAUGGUAGUUGCUGAACCGGCAGAUUUUGUUCAUGUGUACAGUACAAGUGCCGAUUACCAGAAAAGGCAAGAGAUAGACUUCUUUGGCGAGAUUUCAGGGGUAUCUCUGAGUCCAGAUGAUGAAUCUCUGUAUAUAGGAAUAUGGGACAGGACUUAUGCUAGUUUGCUGCAGUAUAACAAAAGACACACUUAUGGUUACUUGGAUUCUUACUUGUGAUCAUGUCCAUGAUUCCUGCUUAAACGAGAGUGUGCUGCGUGCUCCUCCAAGGAAAGGCCUGAAAUUAUUGCUAAUGCAAAGCAAACGGUUGGGCGAAAACAAAACAGGAGAGACACAAGAAGCAAAGGUGGCCGUGACCAUGGUUUGGAUGUUGUGAACACUGGUCACAUUGCUUUGGACCCCAGGAACCUUCAAAUUCUUUUUGUCUGCUUCAAAUCCGUCUAGUAGUAACAUCCAAAGAGUAAAAAUAAUUGACAAUUGAGAAAUGGAAAGCGAAGGCAUGAGGGGGAGAGGGCAUUGAAGAAGCAACAGAUUGGUCACAGCGAAGACGGAAGAGAAGGGAUUAAGCUUCCGGACAGAAGAAAAGGCUUUGAUAUGCGUUGGGAAUAUAGAAACGAGAAGAAUUGCCCGACAAUGGGAUUUUUUCAGCUGAUGAUUUGCUUGCUUCUUUCCUUGGCUGCAUUGGAAAUGAUGAUGGUUCUAUUC
Messenger RNA from Durio zibethinus, 2188 nucleotides. The record is from RefSeq and is a predicted model, not a curated record. NCBI's taxonomy places the organism in Eukaryota, Viridiplantae, Streptophyta, Magnoliopsida, Malvales, Malvaceae.